AUGGCAACUUGCCAGGAGAUAGUAUGGGAACACCAUGAGAGGGGGCAGCUGGUGGAGUUAGUAGACACAGCAUUGAAUGGAAUAUUCAAUGUUGAGGAGGCUUGCAGAUUCCUAAAGAUUGGCCUACUCUGCACUUAUGACAUGCCCAAGCUCCGACGAUCCAUGUCUACUGUUGUUGAGAUGCUGACAGGUGAAAGAGAUGUGAAUGAGGAGAAGAUAUCCAAACCAGUACUGCUUUCUGAAUUCAUGGAUCAAGACAGAAGGCCAUAG
Prunus armeniaca (apricot) is the source of this 270-nucleotide messenger RNA. Lineage: Eukaryota; Viridiplantae; Streptophyta; Magnoliopsida; Rosales; Rosaceae. The record is from the annotation of a GenBank genome assembly.